CUUCAUGAUCGAAUUUUUAAUUUUGGAAUGCCGAUGUGUAGGAUCUUGGAUGGGAUCAACUAUAACGCUGUUGAUAGUCCAGGCAAAGGUAAGUUUGAAUAUCUGAUGUGUUGUUCGAUGAUGAUUCGGAGCUUUUGAGGAGAGGCAAUCAAAAUAAUCAUUUCUACAAGAACUCAAAAACUUGAUAAAAUUUCGUGGUGUUCAGGGAUGGCCUGCAAUCCUAUUUUUCUGGUCCAUCUGCAACAUGUUGAUGCUUCAAGGCAAAUCCCGAUUCGCCAAUCACUGGGGUUAUUGGCAACCCUAUAUCGAAGUAUUUAACGAGUGCAAUCCUAGCGGAACAAUUGUUGAAAGUUCGAUGAACCUGAAAGUACAGCUGCUUGCCCUAGCGUUGUCCAUUGUAGUUGCGGUGAAGCGUCUUCUCAUUGGUUUUCAGCAAGGUCGAAAGACGUUUUUGAAUUACGCCGAGGAACUUGCCAGGUUGAUGAAAAAGAUUCUUCUAAUUUCCGAAGUCUCAAAUCUAGCCAUCCAACUCGAAUUGGAGAAGGAAGACGACGACGAUCUUAGCGAUCCCGACGAGGAUAAGAUUAGAGACGGCAACGCGAACCUCGAAGGCUGGGCAGGGAGGCAGGCAAGAAUUGCAGGAAUCGAAACAGCAGCGGAAAUAAUAAAGCAAGACAUAGACAAAGAAGAGGGUGUCGAUGACAUCGACCACGAUGACCUGCACGUAGAUUCUUCCAUCGCAUCCAGGACAAAUGUCACGUCAAACACCGACACGACCAAGCACAAGCUCUUCGUUUCGAAUCGAGAGAAAGAAUUUGUCAAGGGUUUUUUGCUGGGUCAAUCCCAAAAGCGCCGGAUAGAACGACUGCUUGGCACGUGGGAAGAACCGGAAAGAGAAAGAAUCUUGACCGAGAGCGUCUCGAUUGGAGCCAUUCUUCAAUUUAGACAAUCGCUGUCCAAACUUGAUUCGAAGUAUCCUUUUUCGUAUUCGUUUGGAAAAGCCAAUAUGCGUGAUCAUUGCGUGCAGUCGUCUCAAAGUCUAUACCUGCGUCUGCUACGCCAAUCGCCGGAUCCAGUUCUGCAUUUCAACACGCUGGGUUUAGUGGCAUUGCAGCGCGACGGGAUCUUGGACGGAGAAAAACUCAAGUCGCUGAUCAAACUAUUUCGACCCGACCGCGACGGGCGACUGAGUCUGAUAGACUUUGUGAAAUCUGUGGUGCGUAUCAACCUUUUCAUGUCAUUGCGCUGGCUUUCGCAUCUUUCACGGAUUCCUCUUCUAAUCGCCCUUCUGAAAAAUCGUUCGUGUGUUUCUUCCAGGACAAUGUCUACAAGGAGAUGAAGCUUCUGAGAGCCUCCGUGAGGAGUUCUCAGAAGAUUGACAAAUCCUUCGAACAAAUCUUUAACGUAGUCUUCUAUUUCGUGAUAAUUCUGUUGAUUCUGAAUGCGCUCGGUUUUAACGCCCUCGUUGUGUUCGGGAGCCUUUCUUCUAUCAUCCUAUCAUUCAGUUUUAUGAUUUCACAGGCCAGUUCCAAGUUUGUGGAGGGUCUCUUGUUCAUCAUUUGCAGGCGUCCAUACGACAUCGGGGUGAGCACGGUGCUGCGGUGCGGGCGUGCGCCACUUGUUCGCCGUUGCUGUUUUUGAAUUUUUCGUGUCCGAUGCUCAACGGCCUUGUUUCCUUUCUUCCCUCGUGCGCGACACCCUCGGCACGCUUUCCAGGACUACGUGACCAUCCAGCCCGUCGACCAGGAGUCGAGCUUCAACGGGUCGACCCACUGGAUCGUCCGCGACAUCGAUCUGCUGACGACCACCGUCAUGUACUCGUUCACGGGCGAGGUGGCCACCCUGUCGAACGGCUCGAUCGCGAACUCCCGCGUGAUGAACGGGGCCCGGUCCCUCCCCGCGUACCUGUACGUCACCCUCCGGUUCGGCGUCGACACGAGCUUCGAGAAGCUCGAGAUUUUCCGCGAGGCGGUGGCGCGGUUUGUCCACAAGAGGCCGAGGGAGUGGGGCAAGCUGAUGGACAUCAAGAACUGCGACGUCUCUACCGACAAGGGCUACAUCGAGUACAUGGUGGUCCUCCAGCACGUGAACAACUGGCAGCAGCUCGGUUCCCUGUUCACGAGCCGGAGCCACGCCAGGACCUUCUGCCACGAGCUCUCGAAGCAGCUCGGCAUCCGGUACAAGAGCCCGAGCCUCCCGGUCGACCUGAACAUUCUGGGAUCCAGCGGCGUCGAGGCGGUCCUCGGGGAACCACGGGCCGGGGGCCUUACGGCCGCCGGGGGGCCCUCGCUGGGUGUAGGGGAGCGGGGGCAGGGUCCUCCCCCCCGUCCACCGAACGAGGGAGACCGCGACCGCGUGUCGCGGCUGGCGGCCGAAUCCGAAGAGAUCCGGGCCCUCAUCAGCGAUCGCCGCUUGUAGACAUGGCUCGUUUUGUGCCCGGGAGCACGGUGUGUGACCACCGCUGCGGAUGGAUUGGAUUGGAUUGGAUCGGAUCGGUGCAAGCCUAGAGCAGCUAACAUAGAGACAACUAAAACGAAUUAUUUGGA
Molecule: messenger RNA, 2546 nt
Organism: Pseudo-nitzschia multistriata
Lineage: Eukaryota; Bacillariophyta; Bacillariophyceae; Bacillariales; Bacillariaceae
Source: the annotation of a GenBank genome assembly